AUGGCCAUCCCGCUGCCGGGAAAGGCGCUGCCGCGGCAUGACGCGACGAAGGACGGCAGCCAGGCUGACGCCGUCGACGCCGUCGACGCGGCGGUGUGGCCUGGCGUCGACGACCAGCCGUCGGUGGCGGCGGAGCUGCGCUCACUGUGGGGCAUGGCGGCGCCGAUCACGGCGCUCAACUGCGUGGUGUACCUGCGCGCGAUGGUGUCCGUGCUGUGCCUCGGCCGCCUGGGCCCGCUGGACCUGGCGGGCGGCGCGCUCGCCAUCGGCCUCACCAACAUCACGGGCCACAGCGUGCUGUUCGGCCUCGCGUCGGGGCUGGAGCCGCUGUGCGCGCAGGCGUUCGGGUCCCGGAACUACGAACUCCUGACGCUGUCCGUGCAGCGCGCCGUGCUGCUGCUGUUCCUCGCCGCGGUGCCCAUCGCGCUGCUGUGGCUAAACGUGGGGCCCAUCCUGGUGGCGCUCGGGCAGGACCCCACCAUCUCGGCGCACGCCGCGUCGUACGCCGCGUUCGCGCUCCCGGACCUGGCGGCCGGGGCCGUGCUGCAGCCGCUGCGCGUGUACCUCCGGUCGCAGGGCAUCACGCGGCCCAUGGCGGCGUGCUCCGCGAUCGCCGUGGCGCUGCACGUCCCGCUCAACGUCGGUCUCGUCUUCGGCAUGGGCCUCGGCGUGCGCGGCGUCGCCGCGGCGCAGGCGCUCACCAACACCAACAUGCUGCUGUUCCUGCUGGCCUACAUCCGCUGGGCGCGCGCCUGCGAGGGCACCUGGAAGGGCUUUGCGCGCCCCGCCGCCGUCGCCAGCGGCCUCCCCGCGCUCGCCAGCCUCGCCGUGCCCAGCUGCGUCGGCGUCUGCCUCGAGUGGUGGUGGUACGAGGUCGUCACCGUGCUCGCCGGGUACCUCCCCAACCCCGCCGCCGCCGUCGGCGCCGCCGGGGUGCUCAUCCAGACCACAAGCCUCAUGUACACCGUGCCCAUGGCGCUCGCCGCCUGCGUAUCCACCCGGGUGGGCAACGAGCUGGGCGCCGGGAAGCCGCGGCGCGCGCGGAUGGCGGCGCUGGUGGCGCUGUGGUGCGCGCUGGCGAUUGGCGCGGUGCACGUGGCGUGGACGGUGGCGCUGAGCAGGCGGUGGGUGGAGCUGUUCACGACGGAGCCCGGCGUGGUGCGCCUGGCGUCGGCGGCGAUGCCCGUGGUGGGUCUGUGCGAGCUGGGCAACUGCCCGCAGACCACGGGCUGCGGGGUGCUCCGGGGCACGGCGCGCCCGGCCGUGGGCGCACGGAUCAACCUCCUCUCCUUCUACCUGGUGGGCACCCCCGUGGCGGUGUACCUGGCGUUCGGCGCCCCCGGCGUCGGGUUCCGGGGCCUCUGGUACGGCCUCCUGUCGGCGCAGGCCUCGUGCGUCGCGCUCGUCCUCGCCGCCGUCGUGUGGCGCACCGACUGGCGCGUCGAGGCCAUGCGCGCCAAGAAGCUGGCGGGGCUGGAGCUCGCCCCUGCCGCGACCACCGCCGCAGCCGCUGACGACGACGACGACGACGCCGAGGAGAGGAAGCGCCUCGUGGUGGCCGCCACCGGCGGAGGGCGUGUAGUAGUGUAG
Messenger RNA from Miscanthus lutarioriparius, 1590 nucleotides. NCBI's taxonomy places the organism in Eukaryota, Viridiplantae, Streptophyta, Magnoliopsida, Poales, Poaceae. The record is from the annotation of a GenBank genome assembly.